UACGCCAUGAGGGUUCUAGUGCCGAUACUUCUUUUGUGCGUGGCGUCAAGCUGGUCUGCCAAGGUGACGAGCACCAGGAGUAAGACCCAGCAUGAGAAGGCAGACAAGAGAGAGCAGUCAGUUGGGAACAAUGGCAUUGAGAAGAGAACCCCGCUGCUACCUACAGUGUCAUCGGCAGAGUCUCCCGGCAUCCAGUACGCUGACACAAAAGCCUCUCUACCUGACAGGUCACCAAGUCAGCAAAUCUACGCUAAUCAGGAGCCGCAGCUGACAAAGAUAUCGGACGUGCUGAGCCAGGGACCACCGUUCCAGGCUGCCAUCGCAAACCAACUUUACUCACCCGUAUCUAUUUAUCAUAACAGGUUUGCCGCACCAACAACGUAUGAAGUAUCACAGCCCGUUCCAUCUCAACUAGCCUACGCUGAACACAGACUGUCAUUACCAACACAGAACGCUAUUCACGAUGUUCAAGCCCCACGGUUCCAGAAGGGCAACUCAGAGAACUACCCUGGGCAGAUAAUACUUCAACAGCCAUAUGAAGCAACACUGGCACCACAGACACCAACAAGUUACCCGCAGCAGCAAAUCCAGUAUAAUCAGAUUCAGCAAAAUUAUGCUGAAAAUCAAAUAGCGUUUUCGCAAGAACAAAAUGCCCAACCGGUCUCAUACACUCCUGCACCAACCGGAACCACAGUCUAUCAAACAGAGCAAAAUCAAAUCAAAGUUGAGCCAACACAGGUGACAAUACAGCCACAGCAAAACAUACAACAGGCCCAUAACCAAAACCAGGGAGCUGUUAGUUACGCAUCAUUCGCACAAAAUCAGCAACAGCAACAGCAACAACAACAACAACAACAAGCUGGGAUUCAGUUGCAACAACAGAAUACACAACUAAAUUACCAACCACAACAACUGAUUAAGUAUCAACUACAACAUCAAGUACCACUUCAAGUUCACCAGGAAAGACAACCUCAUGUGCAAAUACAGCAAUAUCAACCCCAAGAGGCACAGUACCAAAUUCAGAACUACCAACCGCAACCCCAAUUCAAUCAAAUACAGUCUCAACAGUAUCAAAGCAUACCACAACAAUAUCAAAUCCAACCACAACAAUAUCAAAUCCAACCACAACAAUAUCAAGUUCAACCACAACAGUAUCAAAUUCAACCACAACAGUAUCAACCUCUGUACCAACCUCAGCAGAUAAACUUGCAGCCUCAGCAGUACCAAUCUGACUCAAAGCUCCCACAAUAUCAAAUAGCCUCAGGUCCAGUACAACAAUACCAGAUCCAGCCGCAGUACAACGUCAAGAGUCCAGUGAACAAACAGUACAAACCAACUGCAGCAGCUGCACAAAUCCAGCCCCAGUACUCGGCAAGUCCAGUGCAGAGCCUCGGGUAUCCGGGUCAUUUAGCUCUGCCCACUUUCCCCCCAGUACAAUAUUUUGGUAAAUUCGCACAUUCUAUUUUCGGGCAUUGAAAUAUUUACAUUGGAGAUACUGCACUUGUAGGCAUGUCAAAUUAUUGAUAGUAAAACAAUGGCGGAAUAUGUUAAAUGUUUACAAAUAGACAAUUUGCUUAUGAUUGGUUUAUUUGGACGUAUAACGUUUCCGUGUUUAUUUGUAAGGCUGCCUGACAUUCGGAAAACUUCUGAAUUAUCAUUGUAUUGACAGUGUUGUCAUCGAUAUAGUCAACAUUUUGCAUAUUCUUGGCUUAUUCUCAGGUAUAACUUUAUGCCAUUUUUAUUUGUAAGGCCGUGGUUGUUGUUAAGUAAAUGAUUAUACCGACUGAAACAUUUUUAACCUUCAAUGAAAUGAAAGUCUAAAGAGAUUGAUAUGUAAUUAUUUUAAAUGAUUUCUACCUUUUAUUUGUCAUUUUAUAUUCAAAUGUAUAUUUUUGAAUGUAUAUUAUGGAUAAAAGUGGAUAAAUACUUAGUUCAGUCUACGCUCAUCGCCGAAAAUAUUAUGAAUGUUGAUAUUCUUGUAUCUAAAACUUCACGAAUAUACCUGGUACUCAACUGGUACUAUGAUAAUGAAAUUAAAUAUAAGUACUUGAGAAUAUUUUAACUAAUAAGUCUAUAUUUAAAUGUAAAUAUAAUAUAUAAUAGUACUACAAAUAUAAACUAAAAUUAUA
Leptidea sinapis is the source of this 2129-nucleotide messenger RNA. Its product is annotated as putative cyclin-dependent serine/threonine-protein kinase DDB_G0272797/DDB_G0274007. The record is from RefSeq and is a predicted model, not a curated record. The coding region runs from base 7 to 1476 and encodes 489 amino acids. The transcript is spliced from 6 exons. NCBI's taxonomy places the organism in Eukaryota, Metazoa, Arthropoda, Insecta, Lepidoptera, Pieridae.